AUGGUGCAUCUUUCUUUCCUGUUAUGCAUCGGGGAGCUGGUUUCAGCUCAAAUACGAUACUCUAUUCCAGAGGAGAGGAAAGAGGGAUCUGUCGUUGGACAUAUAGCAAAGGAUCUGGGUUUAGACAUCCGUGCUUUGGUGGAGAGGAAACUGCGUAUCGUUUCUGGUACUAAGGACUCCCUAUUCCAGGUAAAUCAGAACAAUGGCGACUUGUAUGUCAACACGAAUAUUGAUAGAGAAGACAUCUGCGAUGGCUCCGGUGUUUGUUUGAUAAAUCUCAAAAUUGUCGUUGAAAACCCUUUAGAGAUACAUUAUGUUGCAGUUGAAAUCACGGAUGUAAACGACCAUUCUCCCAGCUUCCCCGAGAAGGAGAAACGACUCGAGAUAGCUGAGAACAGACUGCCAGGAGCUCGGUUUCAGCUGCAAGCAGCACGCGACCCAGACAUCGGAAUAAAUACGGUGCAGUCAUAUAAAUUAAGUCAAAACGAGCAUUUUGAGCUACAAGUUCGAGAGAGGGGAAAAGAUAAAUUUCCAUAUUUAGUUUUACUAAAACACCUCGACAGAGAAACUAAAGCCGAACACAGUCUGUCUUUAACGGCGUAUGAUGGGGGGACUCCCCCUAGAUCAGGGAUUCUAAAUGUAACAAUAACUGUUCUUGACACAAAUGACAAUCCACCCGUAUGCAGUCAAGAACUUUAUACAGUCACCAUACCAGAGAAUGUGGAAUUGGGAACAGUUAUAUUAAGAGUUCAGGCGACAGAUAAUGACGAGGGCGCAAAUGGCGCACUAGAGUAUGCGAUGGGCACAGAUCUCGAUCCAAAUUUGUACGAUAUAUUUGAUUUAGACAGCAUUACCGGUGAGAUAAGAGUAAAAGGUGCAAUUGAUUUUGAAAUUACUGACCUGUAUAAACUAGAUAUUCAGGCCAUUGACAAUGGCCAGCCGCCUUUGAAUGUCGAAUGUGGAGUUAUCAUUAAAAUAUUAGAUGUUAACGAUAAUACACCUGAAAUCGAAGUAACAUCUCUUUUCACCGAAGUAUCUGAAGAUGCAAAACUUGGUACAGUUAUUUCACUUAUUAGCAUAAUAGAUAAAGACUCGGGCAUUAACGGUAAAGUGUUAUGUAGUCUGUCUGGUGAUGUGCCAUUUGAGCUGAAACCAUCGAUUCAAGAUAAUAUGUUUUCCCUUGUUACGAAACAGAAGCUUGAUAGAGAGCUUGUGUUUUAUUAUGACAUCACAAUAACAGCGUUCGACUUUGGCCAGCCACCACUUUCAACAUUCAAAACGUUGAGCAUCCAGAUAUCGGACGUGAAUGACAACAGCCCAGAGUUUCCCCAGAAUCCACUUGAGCUUUACAUGUUUGAAAACAACGUUCCAGGUGCGUUUAUCUUCUCCGUCAGUGCGACUGACAAAGACUUAAAUGAAAAUGCGGCUAUUUCUUAUCAGAUUUCUCGCGGGGCUCAUAGCGAAAUGGCAUCAUUUCUCAAUAUCAACUCAGAAAAUGGGAAAAUCAGUGCGCUUAAAAGUUUUGACUUUGAAACUGUAAAAGCUUUCCAAUUCGACGUAAUAGCAAAGGACUCUGGGAUCCCACCUUUAAGUAGUAAUGUAACUGUAAAAGUAUUCAUUCUGGAUCAGAAUGAUAACUCUCCCGUCAUCUUAUCUCCAGUAAGCGCAAACGGCUCAGCUGAGGGCAUUGAGGAGAUUCCGCGCAAUGUCAACCCAGGGUAUUUGGUCACUAAAGUGAGGGCGUACGACGCAGAUAUUGGGUACAACGGGUGGCUGCUGUUUUCUAUACACGAAGUUGCUGAUCAUACUCUCUUUGGGUUGGACCGUUACACUGGACAGAUAAGAAUGCUUCGGUCAUUUGCCGAAACUGACGAAGCUCAGAACAAACUGAUUUUAGUUGUCAAAGACAAUGGCAACGUUUCAUUAUCAGCCACAGCAACUGUGAUCAUCAAAGCAGUGGAACCCAUGGAGGCAUUCGCAGCCUCGGAUGUUCAAAGUGAUCAGAACGCAGAGGACGACAGUAGCGUUGCUUUUUACCUGAUGAUAACUUUGGGAGCGGUUUCCGUACUUUUUGUGGUUAGCAUCGCCGUUUUGAUUGCCAUGCAAUGUUCCAAAACAUCAGAUUAUUCAUCAAAGUAUUUACAAGACACGAACUAUGAUGGAACUCUGUGCCACAGCAUCCAGUACAGAUCUGGUGAUAAAAGAUACAUGCUGGUUGGGCCCAGAAUGAGUAUCGGCUCCACUAUAGUUCCUGGCAGCAAUGGGAAUACUCUGGUUGUACCUGAUCGCAGGAGUAGAGCAUCUGGAGAGGUAAGCGAAAACAUUUAUGUGAUGUACAUUUAA
Messenger RNA from Sardina pilchardus (European sardine), 2343 nucleotides. Its product is annotated as protocadherin alpha-8-like. The record is from RefSeq and is a predicted model, not a curated record. Lineage: Eukaryota; Metazoa; Chordata; Actinopteri; Clupeiformes; Clupeidae. The transcript has a single exon. Gene Ontology annotation, molecular function: calcium ion binding. Bases 1 to 2343 code for a protein of 780 amino acids. Gene Ontology annotation, cellular component: plasma membrane. Gene Ontology annotation, biological process: homophilic cell-cell adhesion.